ACUGGGCGGCAGCCUAGCGCGCCGGGAGUCGCGAGGCGGCGGGGCCCAUGGGCCGGGGCCUGCGCGCCUCUGGGCCGGGACGAACGGGCAGCUCUCAACGGCCGCCUCCCGGGCUCCGGGGCGCAGCCAUGUUGGCUGCGGCGGCGGCGGGACUAGAAGAGGAGGAGGAGACGGAGGAGGAGAAGGAGGAGGCGGAGGUGGGGACGGCGGCCGGGGCGCGCCCCGAGGCCUCGCAGCAGCCAGGCAUGCCCCCUCCAGCUCCGCCUCCGCGCCCACCGCCCCGCCGCACACUGCGAUCGCCGCGGGGGGGGAAAAGUCGCCGGGCGCCCGACGGCUCCGGCCCGGCUUACCCGAGCUCCUACACCGCGGCCCGCCCCUCUGGCCUCUCUCCUUCCCGGCCCGCCUUCGGCCUGGAGGAGGUUGCAGGCAACUGAAGCACUGGGAAAAGGCCCCCUCUCUCUCUGCACAACUGCUUACCUGGAAGGAAAUCUGCAUCCCAGAGAAGACUGCAAACUUCUGCAUUGCAACCACUGACUUACUUUCUACCACGGGGCAAGAACUCUUUCUAUGUCACUAUUAUUAAAGCAAAGGCAUCUCAAAUGUCCUUCUUU
Messenger RNA from Mastomys coucha (southern multimammate mouse), 611 nucleotides. RefSeq lists its product as uncharacterized. NCBI's taxonomy places the organism in Eukaryota, Metazoa, Chordata, Mammalia, Rodentia, Muridae. The record is from RefSeq and is a predicted model, not a curated record. The coding region runs from base 48 to 434 and encodes 128 amino acids. The transcript has 2 exons.